Messenger RNA from Paramecium octaurelia, 2040 nucleotides. Lineage: Eukaryota; Ciliophora; Oligohymenophorea; Peniculida; Parameciidae. The record is from the annotation of a GenBank genome assembly.
AUGAAAAUUAAGAAGAAGAAUGAAUCGUAGAGAGUUACUGAGUUGGGGGAACACAUUUUGAAAACUUAAAAUACUAUGUUGGCUGCUAAAAUCGAUCAAUUAAAGAAGGAAAUAUAAAAUAUGAAAUCUGUAUACAACAACCCAAUAUAUCUAGUUUCUAGUUGCCAGAAUAAACAGAGAGAGAGCUGAUUUAAUCGGAAGAAUUAACACAUUACAAAAAACUGAGUAAUUAACUUUCACGGAGAAUACGGAUCAUUAUGGCUUACAAUGAGGAGGCCAUCCAAAAAAAAGUAGCCUAAGAGGAUAUCCAAGAUGAGAAAUUUGAAUGUCUUUGUGGUGCUAAUUAGAUUGAUUCUAUUAAAUAUUCCCUUGUAAAUGGUCAUCCAUAAAUAUUGUAAUAAUAAUAAUAAGAGAUCCAACAGCCAGAAGAAAAUAAUCAAUAAUCUCAAUCGAAUCAAAAGUAAAAAACACCUAAAUAAUUAGAGAUUAUAUAAAGAAAUUGAUUUAGGAAUUUUCAGAAGAGAAGGGCCAAUUACUCCAUUAGAUCGAAGAAUUGAAGUUGUAGUAGAAGUUGCCUGAGGAACAAUUCUUUUAAACUCAAUUAUUUGCAGAAUUGGUAUAAUAGAAUAACUAUUUGACCACAACUCUGUUCAACAUUGAGGAAUAAUUGAUAUAGGUAAUUUCCAUUGUAAAUCUAGGUCCAAUUGGCCAAUAAAGAAUUAUUAGAGAAAAAUCAACAACAGAUCUAAUAGUGUCAAUUGGAAUGUGAAUAGAAAAUAAGGGAUUUGUUUUCUCAGCAAGAUAUGAUAAAAAUAGAAGUCAAAUAGAAUGACGAUUAGACUCAGAAUACUUUGAUUGAAGAAUUGAAAUCCUAAGUAGAACAUUCAUCCAAAAUGAUUGAGGAUCUAAAGAUUGAAUUGUAACAAUGUAGAGAACGUAAUAAAGAAGCACAUAAUCAGUUGGGUGAAAUAAUAAAUUAAAAACAAGCAUUAUUGAAUUAAAAUAACGAAUUGAAAUAAUAUAUAAGUGUUCAUAAGAUACUAUCUAAGGAUGAGAAGAUUGAGCAAGUGACUCUCAGAUAUGAGAAACACAAAUAGCUUUUGUAUGAAAUUGAACAAGAGUAUGCAAAUACUAAAUCUAAUGAAUUCAUUCAAAGAUUUAGAGAAUUUGUUGGAUAUGUCAAGAUGAGAGAUGAAAAAGUGAAGGGAUUGGAACAGUAAUUGGAAGCAAAGACAAAUGAUUGCAACAAUAUAAAGAAGGUAAAUAAAUAUCAUUAUAAAAUUCAGUAAAUACAAUAAUUAAUUGACGAAUUGGAUUAUAAUUCAAAUUCAUUUAAUUCGAUCAAUGAAACCAAUAAGAAUCUAAGUAAACUUGUAAAUGAAACCUAAAAGAAUCUGAGCAGAGCUAUGCAAGAGAAGGUGGAUGAACGCAUUAAAUUCGAAACAGAAAGACAAGUAUGAAGCAUCAUUUAAACAUAGUAAUUUUAAUAAAAAAUACAAACGGCUGACGAAACUAUUAAAUAAUUACAAUAACAGAAUGAUCAAUAAAAAAAAUUACUAAAUCUGGUUGAAAAUGAAAGAAUGAGUUAUAAAGAAACCAUGAGAAUGUUGUAAAAGUCUGAAGGGGAAAGCUAACAAAAAUUGUUAUAAAAGGAAUGGGAUGUUGGUAAAAUUUUAGAGGAAAAUAAGAUUAUUUAAGAAAGAGAAAAACUGAGUGAGUCCAUAAAUCUUAAAUUUAUUAAAAAAGCAGAAAAAUCUAAGAGUAAAUUAAAAUAUUUGAAGUUACAAAUGAAAUUGUAAUAAUGUUAUCAUAUUUUAUAGAGAAUCCAAAGAUACUGAUAAUGAACUAUUAACAUCCUUAAAAAUGAUGGUAGAUUGCCAAUAAUGUAAAAAAAGAGUAAAAUAAGUUAUCUUAAUGAAAUGCUUGCAUAUGUUCUGUAAACCUUGCAUUGACGACAAUUAAAAAAAUCGAAAUAGAGCUUGUCCUGUCUGUAGAGCUAAGUAUGGAAUUGAGGAGGUGAAGGCUAUAAUAUUAAAUUGA